This is a messenger RNA of Neltuma alba, 1100 nucleotides long. RefSeq names its product floral homeotic protein AGAMOUS-like. Gene Ontology annotation, cellular component: nucleus. Lineage: Eukaryota; Viridiplantae; Streptophyta; Magnoliopsida; Fabales; Fabaceae. Gene Ontology annotation, molecular function: RNA polymerase II transcription regulatory region sequence-specific DNA binding; protein dimerization activity; DNA-binding transcription factor activity. The transcript is spliced from 9 exons. Gene Ontology annotation, biological process: positive regulation of transcription by RNA polymerase II. Bases 78 to 809 code for a protein of 243 amino acids. The record is from RefSeq and is a predicted model, not a curated record.
AUCUUCUCUGUUUCCUGCCUUUAAUUUAUAUUCUCUCUUCUGUUUCCUCUCCCUCAGGUUGAAAUUAAGUAGGAGCGAUGGCUUUCCAAAACCAAUCCGUGUCAGUUUCACCCCAGAGGAAGACAGGAAGGGGGAAGAUUGAGAUCAAGAGGAUUGAGAACACCACAAAUCGCCAAGUCACCUUCUGCAAACGCAGAAAUGGACUGCUCAAGAAGGCUUAUGAACUAUCUGUGCUCUGUGAUGCUGAGGUCGCUUUAAUCGUCUUCUCUAGCCGCGGUCGUCUCUAUGAAUAUGCUAAUAACAGUGUCAAAGCAACCAUUGAUAGGUACAAGAAAGCAUGUUCAGAUUCUACUGGUGGAUCUACUUCUGAAGUUAACGCUCAGUAUUAUCAACAAGAAUCCGCCAAACUGCGUGCCCAGAUUAGCAACCUGCAGAAUCACAACAGGCAAAUGAUGGGGGAGGGUUUGAGCAAUCUGCACUCCAAGGAUCUCAAGAACCUGGAGGGAAGGUUAGAAAGAGGGAUCAGCAGAAUUCGUUCCAAAAAGAAUGAGCUUCUAUUUGCAGAAAUUGAGUACAUGCAGAAGAGGGAAAUAGACUUGCAUAACAGCAAUCAACUUCUUCGAGCAAAGAUAGCUGAAAGUGAGAGGAACCAACAGCAAAACCUGAAUUUAUUGGGAGCAGGAGGGUCGGACUAUGAAUCCUUGCAAUCCCAGCAGCAAUUUGACAAUCGAGGUUACUUUCAAGUCUCUGCAUUACAACCCAAUCAUCAGUAUCCACGCCAAGACCACAUGUCCCUCCAAUUAGUUUGAUAUUCUUGUUGAUCAGAAGAUGGGCUUGCAAGACUAGAUCUUCUUCUUCCGCAAUUAUAUUUUGGAGUCUAGUGUGAUAGCAGGCUAAUGUUGAAGGUGAUAAAAGCAAAACUAUGAAGAGGGCAUUUCAGGAAACGUUCCCUCCUAAUAAUUUGUGCUAGCUUUCUGUAUGCACUCUCUCAUAAACUACCCUAUAACAUUGCGAAAGGCUCUCUUCUGUCUGUGUUUAAGUAGCUACUAUGUGGUCUGAAGAGUCACAAAAAGACUCCUUUGAUCUGUGUGUGUCAUCCG